This is a messenger RNA of Xenia sp. Carnegie-2017, 1071 nucleotides long. RefSeq lists its product as uncharacterized. Lineage: Eukaryota; Metazoa; Cnidaria; Anthozoa; Malacalcyonacea; Xeniidae. Gene Ontology annotation, molecular function: NAD+ poly-ADP-ribosyltransferase activity. The record is from RefSeq and is a predicted model, not a curated record. The coding region runs from base 127 to 831 and encodes 234 amino acids. The transcript is spliced from 2 exons.
ACAAAUCUUGAACUAGAGAAAAAUUUCGAAACAGCUAAAUCCAAGGCAUUUGGUGACUAUAUUGACACAAAAUUUCAUGGUACCUCAAACGAAGCUUUGCGAAAUAUUGUUAGAAAAGGCUUCAAAAUGCCUCCAGCUAAGCCCAGACUACCAAAUAAACCUGGAAUGUUUGGUCAAGGAAUCUACUUUGCAACAGAUUCUUCGAAAAGUGCUCAAGAUAUCUACACAAAAGGUUCACAGACGUUGCUCCUGUGUCAGGUCAUUCUUGGAAAGUCAUUGACAGUGAAAGAAGCGGAUUAUACAUUAAACAAGAAAAAACUGAGAUCCCAAAACUGUGACUCCGUGUACGCCCCACGUGGAACAGCUGUGAUGAAUGACGAAUUUGUUAUUUUUGAUCCAGAUCAAGCUCUUCCACAAUACAUCGUUCACUAUUCUAUUAGCAAAGAUGUCCUCCCUCCAUCACCUUCAAUCCAUACCACAGAGUCGUUCAGCAUAAAAAAGAUGUAUCCAAGUAGAGAGGUGAAUUUUCAAGAUCCAUUUGAGAUGGCAAAUUGGCAGUUGUCCUUUGCAAAGCUACAGGCGUAUGGAAAAGAGAAUUAUUUCUCGGAAUAUCCCAGGAUCAGCUUAGGUUAUGGAAAGGGUCUUCUUUUGUGUCGUGUUCUUCCUGGAAAGGAAUUUGUCGACGCUACUGGCAUUGAUAUACCAGUAGGAUAUAAUUCCAAGAAAGUGUUAAGUAACCAAACUGGGACAGCAAAAGCAAACGCCAGUGGGGAGAUGAUAAUUAUUAAAGAUUCGAAUAAUAUGUUGCCAUUUUUCGUAAUUUAUCGCUAAUAUCACAAUUAUAGCGCAAAAAAGAACGAAAUAUGCGGUAAAACAAAUACGCGAUAUGUGUAAAGCACUUUUCAUUUGGAAGACUUUAAUAAUAUUUAAUCACUGAUUAAAUAUUAUACGAUUUUUAAAAUAACAAAUUAUGUUUUAACAAGUUAUGGAUAGGAAACAAUAAUUGGUGAUUUUCAUAACUGAGGAAUAUGUAAUUCAAAAUAAACAAUUAUUAAACAAAUUUUCAUAAUA